Molecule: messenger RNA, 3786 nt
Organism: Schizophyllum commune H4-8
Lineage: Eukaryota; Fungi; Basidiomycota; Agaricomycetes; Agaricales; Schizophyllaceae
Exons: 10
Coding region: 186-3629 (1147 amino acids)
Molecular function (GO): cytoskeletal protein binding; identical protein binding; ubiquitin binding
Source: RefSeq, a predicted model, not a curated record
UUUAGAGGGAGCCUGGUCCCGACUUUCCUCGAUAUUCCCUCUGCACUUCUAUUCCUCUUUUCGCCGCUUUCAACGACGACGGCGCCGACGUCAGCGACGACGAGCAGAGCGUUGCCAAAUCAGGAAGUCGUCUUAUCCACGCGUUGAUUCCGAGAAUCCGAAGCGCCUCACUGCCCGCCAUCAUCAUGCCCGACGAGCUCGAGGAAUAUCUCGCCGUCCUCAAAGCGACAUACGACUACGAUGCGACGGAACCCGACGAGUGCACCAUCAAGGAGAACCAGCUCCUCCUGCUCCUCCAGCGCGUCGAUGACGACUGGUGGAAGAUCAAGGUGAAGGGCGAGUCUGCGGACGACGAUGAGACCCCGAGCGGCAUGGUGCCCGCCGCGUACGUCGAGCCGGCCGACCGCACGUCAGUAGUCAAGGCGCUUUACGACUACGAAGCGAGUGCGCCAGGGGAGCUCUCAAUCAAGGAGGAUGAAAUCCUUGACGUGUUCUCGACGGCGGACGACUGGCUCCUCGCCCAGACGAGACGAGAUGGCGGAAAGGCCGGAUAUAUUCCCGCGAACUACGUUGAAGCUGCGAGUGACGAUGCCGAAGCUGAAGCCGAGCCCGUGGCUACUCCCCCUCCCCCGGCCCCGGCGCCUGCCAUCAUCGUACCCGAUUCACCGCCCAAGCCCGCGUAUGUGGACCCUGAAGAGCGUGUCGCGUCCACCAAGGCAGAGUCGGCCGCCAAAGCAGACGCUAUCAAGACAUGGGCCAUCUCUGAAGUCGACUCUAAGAACAAGAAGAAGAAGGGCACGCUUGGAGUCGGCAACGGUGCCGUGUUCUUUGCCAGCGAAUCCGACAAGACCCCAGUCAAGAAGUGGCCAACCUCUCACAUCACGCACAUAUCCACAGAAAAGUCCAAGCACAUACACCUUGACAUCGCCGGCGACGAGCCAGUCAGCCUUCACUUCCAUGCCGGCUCUAAGGAUACUGCCGAUGAGAUCAUCGACAAGCUCGAGACGUCCCGUGCUAUUGCUACGGAAGCCGAAGCCGGUGGCAAAGAGGAGGAAGAGGCAGAGGAAGAAGCACCAAAGCCAACGCGCGCGGUUCCCCCAGCUUCCCUCGGACUCGGUGGCUCUUCUGGCAACAGGAAGCCCUCGGUCCACUUCUCACCUUUGUCGCCUCAGGUCAUUCCCCCACGAGAAGAGGCAUCCGACGACGAAGACGAGGACGGUCACGUCAAUGGCGCUGGCGGAGAGCCCGCUACUGCCUUGUAUGACUUCGAGGCAGACGGAGAGGACGAACUGUCUGUCGCUGCUGGCGAGAAGCUGACAAUCAUUGAGAAGGAUGGCGAUGAGUGGUGGAAGUGCCGUAACGCCAAGGGAGCUGAGGGUGUCGUGCCCGCUAGCUACCUCGAGGUCGCUACUGGGUCUGCUGCCCUCUCAGGCUCCGCCGUCGAGGACGAUGACGAGGAGGAGGAGGAGACCUCCGCCAAGGACGCCGCUGCAGAGCAGGCAGAGAAGGACCGGAUAAGGGAGAAAGAGAGGCAGCUCGAGGAGCGAGAGCGUGAGCUCAAGCGGAAGGAGGAAGCACAGCGGCGGGCAGAACAAGCGGCGCAGAAGGCCGAGGAGGAGAGGCGAAAGCGUCAUGAAGCGCGCGAUGCGCACAAGAAGACACAACCCGAUAGUAAUGAACGUGUUCCGAGACCCUCUUCUGCUGCCGCUCGCCCAUCUGCUGAGCGUGAACGCCCACCGCCGGAUCAGACCAGAAUAUGGCACGAUCGCACUGGCCAAUUCCGCGUCGAGGCUGCUUUCCUGGGUGUCAACAAUGGCAAAUUCCGCUUGCACAAAGUCAACGGUGUUAUCGUUGAGGUCCCCCAGGAGAAGAUGAGCGCCGAGGACGUGCGCUACGUCGAGAAGCUCACGCGCGGGAACAACCGCAAGUCGCGCGGCCCGCCAGGACCCAACGACGAUGACGACGUCCCGCUCGCGAUGACGGCUCCUAAGCGUGCAUCGGUCCCGCCACCUCAGCAGCCUAAGAAGCCCCGCGUCGACUGGUUCGAAUUCUUCCUCAGCGCAGGGUGCGACAUCGAUGACUGCACUCGCUACGCCGCGUCGUUCGAGCGUGACAAGAUCGACGAGGCAAUCCUGCCAGACAUCACGGAGAGCACGAUGCGUUCGCUGGGCUUGCGCGAGGGCGAUAUCAUCCGCGUCAAGAAGCUUAUUGACCAGCGCAAGCCGAAGGUCGAGAAGCCCAGUGCAGCCUUGGAGGAGCAGAUGCGCAAGGACGAGGAGCUCGCGCGUAGGCUGCAGGAGGAAGAGCAGCAGGGCCGCAAGCCGGCGCCCAACCUGUUCAGUGGACCGGGAGGCGCGCUGAAGAACCCCGCGAAGCCACCGCGUCGUGGUCGCCCCGAGCCCAGCAAGACGUUGCCGCCGACGUUUGUGGGUGCGGAUGGGAUCGCGGCCGCUUCGGCGCGCGUUGGCAGCCCAGCGCAGACUACGUCGCCCGUGUCGGCGCCGCCGAGGACGAGCUCCGCCGGAGCAAGUGCUGCUCCAGCGACUCAGCCCAGCGGCUUCGACGACGAUGCCUGGACUGUCAGGCCAAGCUCUACCGUGGCGGAUAGGACGCCCUCUGCACCUCCGACAUCGACGCCCGCUACCGCCCCGCCUCCGGCACCAGCACCACCUCCGGUCCCAGCGCCACCUGUCGCUGCGCCCGCCCCUGCACCUGCACAGCCUGCUGCCAACCUGGCGAACAAGACCGAGUCCGAUAUCUUCGACCAGUUGGCGCGCCUCAGCGAGCUGCGGAAGACGCAGAGCCCGGCUGCUGCGACGCCUCCACCAGCCGUUGCUCCUACGCCGCCCAUCGCAGCGCAGCCUACCGGCUACCAACAGGGAAUGGGCAUGGGUUCCUCGCCAUCGCCCAUUGGUCAACUGCAACCUCAGAACACCGCCGUCCCCUACAACGGCCCACGUGGUCCCUUCGCCCCCGUACCCGCCAAUCAAGGCCUCUUGCAGCCUCUCAUUCCAACGCAGACCGGGUACAACAGCUUCGUCCCAACGCGGCCGACGUCCGCGCUGCAAGGUUCGCCGUUCGCGGGCGGUGUGCCAGCGUCGCAGUUCCUCGCGAGCCAACCGACGGGCUUCCAACCCAUGCAGCCGCAGCCAACAGGAUUCCAGCCAAUGCAGAGCCAGCCUACAGGCUUCCCGGGGAUGCAGAGCCAGCCAACUGGAUUCCCGGGGUUACAACCCCAGGCGACGGGCUUCCCUGGAAUGCAGCAGCAGCAACCGAUGAUGGCGCAGCCGACGGGGAUGCCGAUGGGUGGGAGUCCCUUCCAGGGCGGUGGCUUCGGUGGUGGUGUGCAAACGAAUCCGACUGGCUUCAAUCCCGGCAUGAGCAUGGGCAACUUCAACAACGGGAUGGCCUCCCCACCACCACUGCCGCAGCAGCAGUCGCCGCAGAAGGACACCUCGCCGGCCAACAUUUUCGCGCAGAUGAAGUCGGGUACCUUCGCCAGCGAGAAUGCGCCGCAGGACGCGAGCAAGUACGAUGCGCUGCGGCCACAACAACCGAUGAUGGCUCAGCCCACUGGCUGGGUAGGCGGAGGCUUCCAAGGCGGAUAUGGCAUGGGAUACCAGCGAUGAUAGUUAGAUAUAACGACGUAUAUAUAUUCAAUAUCUUUCCAACACUCCCUUCGACCUCUCUGAUACCUCGCCCUAUAGCCUACGGACGCCCUUCCUUAUAUCUUGAAUAAAUUUCCUCUUGUUCAGUACGAUAGCGUAGUGGUGGGGGUUGUGCGCC